AUGUCGGGGUCAGGGGAGCAGGACUCGGAAUAUGUGGAGGAGUCCGAGUCGGAGGAGGCGGGCUCGUCAGAGGUGGAUGGUAGUGACGAUGACGUCGAUUCAGAGCCGGAUGAAGAGGAAGCGGAAAGCAUGAAGAAGUGGAUGUCUGUAAUUGACAAGACCUUCGAGGAAAUGGAGCUCCCACCCAAGGUGGUGACGGCCACGCAAAAAGCAUGGAAUGGCUUCGUGUCAGUGUUUGAGAAGCGUGAGGCUGCGGCCGACGCGAUUUACGGGGCCUUCUUUGAUGCCUCCCCAAACCUUCAGGGUAUGUUCAGAGCACCACGAGCCGCGAUGGGCUUGCGCAUCUUGGCCGGUAUCGAGACCUUCAUAAUCAAUGCAGGGAACCCUGCGGGGUUACGCAAGGAGGUCGAGGCCAUCGCGUUCAAUCAUCUGGACCUGGAUGUCACAGGCCCUCGCGUAGAAAUGUUCCGGGAGUCCACACUGGAAGUCUUCGACCUAGAGCUGGGCGCCUUGUUCGGAACGCGUGCACGCCUAGGCCUGUCGGCAGUGAUGACCUAUGCGGGAGGCGCGUACAUUCAUUGCAGGAGAGAGUACGCAGGACGGAUUCGAAUCCUGCAGAGAAGUUGGAAUACCGCUGCCAAGAAAGGAAAUGAUGUAGAAAUGAUAGAGGACUUGGACAGCAAGUCUGAUGAGGAGGAAGAAGAGGAAGAGGUACCACAAGAAACCGAAGCUGCAAACGAGCUCGCGAAGACCCAAGAGGGGCAGGAGGGAACGACGAAAGCCUCGGCUCUGAAGGUACCCACGACCUUCGAUGAAAUGUUUCUCUUCAAUGCUGCGGUUAUGGGCUACGCAAAUAGCAACUGGAUGAAGUUCAUCUUGGAGUACUUCGAUCCAAUUGUGAGCAAUGUAGCUAACUCCUACCGCCUGCAAGAGGAAUGUGAUGUUCUCUCACUGAAUCUUGCCAAGUGCAAGGGUGAGAUCAACCUCCCCGAGUUCAAGGCCGUCAUGCUGGCUUCCUUGAGGUCGCUCGUGCCCAAAGAUUGGAACUCGCAGCAUGAAGUUGCCUGGAACUGGCUUUGGGAGAACGUCGAGAGGCUGCUCCGAGCGCAGCUGGGCAAGCCGCGUGCACAGCAAAAGGCCAUAGAGCGCUUCCUGGUGAACCUCUCGCAGGAGGCUCUGACCAACUAUUGCCGCGAUGUGUAUAAGAGGUUCUUCCAGUUGGCACCCUCCGGGCAAGAUUUCUUCAAGCAGUCCACCACACGUCUCUUCUUCAUUGCGGAGAAGAUCGUGGAGAUGACUGUGGAGAUGUACCGGACUCCUAAGAAGAUGGUGGAAGAGCUCUCGGGCCUUGGCUUAAGGCACGUGGGCUAUGGUGUGCCUACCGAGCUCUUCUCGCCCUACGUGUCGGCAGCCGUUGAGGUGAUCCGCGGUGUGACUACCGACGAAACGACGGAGACGGCUUUCCGAUGGUCCCUGACGCUGAUUGCAAAAAUCAUGGUUCGGACCUUGGUGGAGGGCUCGACGGUUGUCAUGCAGGCCAUUAACACCAACGUGGAGAAGAAUCUUCGAAGGGCCAUUUCAGUGGCUCCGCGCGGCAAGAGGGCCAUGGAGCUGUUGAAGAUCACGGUCGGUACGCAGUCGAUCUCUCCCCUCUAUUGGGCCAUCGAGUCCGGCAGCUUGAUCUGUGCGCAGGCCAUGCUUCAGGACCUGCUGACGAUCCGGGCUGACAGGGACAACUACUACUACGGAGCAGACGCCCUCUUUACUCGACACCCAGAGGUCAUCAAGAAGCUGGCAUCCAGUGCACCAUCGCUGUUGGACUGUCUCCUGGAGGGGUUGAUUUGGCGUUCUCGGGUGAUCGUCAACGGCACGAGAAGGGUCAAUUGCUACUUGAAACACCUUGUGCAAGACAUAGAUGGAAACCCUCACCAGGCUCUUCAGUGGCUUGUAGAGUACGGUAAUCCCAUCACCAUCAGCAUGUUCACGGUGGUUCUGGUAGCGGACCUGAUGUGGACCCGCCUCGUAGCCUACCAAUUCCUCAUCGGCAGAUGUUACUUCCUUUUCACUCUUUGCGUCGCUGUUACGAGCCAGUCCUUGCUGACCCUGUCGAGCCCCGAUGCGACGGAGACUUUUGAGUCCAACAUUGUCGUUUUUUCAUGUCGUGUCUUCAUCUACCUCGGCAGCAUGUGCAAGAUACUGUACAACCAGUUAAGACUCUUGCAGCUAGACUGCAAGAAUCGCGCCUUUGAGCGGAGAUGCUGCCUGCCCAUUCCGCAGUAUCUCUUCAGCUUGAAGGAAGCUGGCAACUUUUUGCUUAUGUGGGUUCUGCUUGGCAUGUGCAUCAGGGAGCCACUGUGGUGGUGCUCGCAGUUCACCAAUACGGAGGAAACGUUAAUAUUCACCACGCACUGCGAAGCGGCCAAAGGCGACGGACGAAGACUUUAUUCUGCCUUCUCCUGCAUCGCAAUUCUAUUAUACUGGUCUCUGGUGCUUGACUUUACCAUCUUCUCAAUGCAUAUUUCAGCCUAUGUACUGGUUUUUGGAAGAGUCUUGUCAGAGGUGUUCCUCUUCGUUAUGGCCCUGGCCUUCAUGAUCGUCGCUUUCGCAAGCGCGGUUAGUGCUAUAGAGCACGAACUCUGGGAGUUUGCGGGUAUCAGCACUUGGCUUAUUUCCCUGACGCAGAUGUCCUUGGGAAUGUUCCCACACGACUCUUACGAGGAAUUGAAAGCUGAGGCAGGCAUCAUGAUCGUGAUCAUUGGCUUCGUUCUGAUGGUGUCGGUAAUCCUUGUGAACCUGCUCGUGGCCCAGUUGAACCAGGCCUACCAGCAUGUCUACACGGACAUGCAAGGCUACGCGCGUCUGAACCGUGCUUCUGUCAUCGUUAGCACGUUGGAGCAGAUCUCUAGCAAGCGAUGGGCCAGAUUCCUGAAAGGCCUGAAGCUGAACGACCGACUGGAGUUCAACGAGGGUGAUGUGGGCUUGCCUGGUGGGGUUCAGAUUGUAGAGCCAGCCUCUUCGCACAUCGUCACCGAAGACUCCAUCCGGCGAUUUGGAGGUUCGAGUGCAACGACAAUGCCAUGGCCAGAGGAGGAUGACUCCAUGGAAGACAGGUUUGAUCGUCUGGAGAAGUUGUUCAUGAGCACGGCUAAAAAGAUGGGCGGGAAGAGGCGCAAGAAGAAAGGUGAUGGAGGCUCCAGUUUACUUUCUGGCCUCUCUGGGGCCAACUCGGGUGGCAGUGAUGACAGUGGCGGCAGCGGAGACAGUUGA
Messenger RNA from Symbiodinium sp. CCMP2456, 3267 nucleotides. The record is from the annotation of a GenBank genome assembly. NCBI's taxonomy places the organism in Eukaryota, Dinophyceae, Suessiales, Symbiodiniaceae.